This is a messenger RNA of Lates calcarifer (barramundi perch), 4292 nucleotides long. RefSeq names its product secretory carrier membrane protein 5a (gene scamp5a). Lineage: Eukaryota; Metazoa; Chordata; Actinopteri; Centropomidae. Bases 552 to 1244 code for a protein of 230 amino acids. The transcript is spliced from 8 exons. Gene Ontology annotation, cellular component: recycling endosome membrane; trans-Golgi network membrane. The record is from RefSeq and is a predicted model, not a curated record. Gene Ontology annotation, biological process: protein transport.
ACUGUUAGCAAAGCAGGGUCGACGUUAGCUAACAUUAGCUGAGCUACAACAAGUGCAGAGCUGACAUAUCUGUCGCCGGAUAAAGUUGCCGAUAACAAAUACAGCAAUAUUGAACUACCGUGGGAUUCUAAAGCACGAUGGGCAGCAUCACCAAAGGGCGGAGCUUGUUGAAAUAUUCCCGCUUUGUGAUUGGUCAGUUCAGACCAGCAACAAAUCCCGUGUUUUUUCCAUCUCUGGGCCCUGGUCUUACCCAGGCGGGUACAACCAACGCAGGGGUAUGUACGUAAAGAAAAGACCUUACGUCACGUGACCACCUCUUACUCCCAAACCCAUCAUUUGAGGAAUAUCGACACCUAUUUGUCUAACCAAGCGCCAGAUUUGUCUGUUUCCUCCAGUCUGUUUUAAUGCAGAUUAAUCCAUAGGAUGGUCUUUAAACGAACGGAGGGAUUCUAGCAACAUUCUCGCACUAAACCGGAGUUUGGUUUUCAAGGAAGCUGAUACUGAAGUCUGUGUGUCUGUUUGCAAGUGGAGGAAAAUACUGAACAGUCAUCAUGGCAGAAAACAACUUCCCUCCCCUGCCCCGAUUCAUCCCCCUCAAGCCAUGUUUUUACCAAGACUUCAAUGAGAUCCCAGACCAGCGUCGCACCAUGUGCAAGAGGCUCUACUAUCUAUGGAUCUUGAACAGCGCCACACUGGCUGUUAAUCUGAUUGGCUGUCUGGCGUGGAUGUGUGGAGGCGGUGGAGCAACCAACUUCGGCAUGGCCUUCCUGUGGCUCAUCCUCUUCACCCCUUGCUCCUAUGUGUGCUGGUUCAGGCCCAUCUACAAGGCCUUCAAGACCGACAGCUCCUUCAACUUUAUGGCUUUCUUCUUCGUCUUCAUGGCCCAGGUGGUGAUCAGUAUUAUCCAGACUGUUGGCAUUCCAGGUUGGGGAGUGUGUGGCUGGCUGGCUACCAUCACCUUCUUCAGCACCAACAUUGGCUCAGCUGUGGUCAUGCUGAUUCCCACCAUCAUGUUUACUGCAGUGGCUGUUCUCUCCUUCAUCGCCCUCUCAAAGGUUCAUAACUUCUACCGUGGUAGUGGUGGCAGCCUGGGUAAGGCCCAGGAGGAGUGGGCCACCGGGGCCUGGAAGAACCCCCACGUGCAGCAGGCAGCUCAGCAGGCAGCCAUGGGAGCUGCACAGGGAGCUAUGCAGCAGAACCAGUACUCAGCAGCUCCCACCUACAACUACGACGACCCGAUGUAGGACAGAGGCGGGGACCAGGCUGCCGAGUGGGAGAGAUAAAAAAGGGAUCAAUUAAGAACACAAUUCAGAAUUAGGUGCCCUUCCUUAUAAUACUGUACAAGCUGAAUUCAAACAGUACAAUGUAGAGAAAAGUCAUGUUUUUGGUUGAAAUAUACUUUUAUUGAACUUUACACACGUGGGAGCUAAUGAUUUUACUCAGUUUAAAUCAGCAGCCAGUUAUUAAAAAGUUUGUUUUUUUAAUCUCUUAUACUGCUCAAUUUUAGCUGGUCAAUACAUGUGUUGCUUUUCAAUGGAGACACAUAAUAUAGCUAAAACCAAUCCCUUGAGCUUCAUCAGUUUAUUCAGGUAGAUUAAUCUGUGGUCAACACAGGGUGACUUCUCUGCCUCUGCCUGUGUCACACUUUUAAAACAUGUUGUACUGACCAUCAGUGUGUUUUAAGGUGCUGUAAUGGCUGUAUUGUUAGAGUGUUUACUUUCCUUUAUCCUCGACUUUAAAAAGGUCACCAAACACUAGAACAGUUUGCCCCUCAGUUGAUGUAUGUCAAGAAAACUUUAGAGAACUAUUUCUCAAUAAAGGAAUACUUUAACAUUUAAGAAUUACAUUAGAAAAUCAAUCACUCUCAUGUCUAAAUGAUGCAUGCAACUCGCUAGCUUGGGUUAGCACAAGGACUUGUCCAAGGCUAACAAAACGUACAGCUCAAGCUACUAAGAACUAACAUGCUGAAAGAUUAAUUUUGUUACAUUUGAAAAGAGUCAGGCUAGAUGUUUCCGGUCUUUGUGCUAAGCUAGCUCCUUAUUUACCAGCCAUGAGAGUGGCAUUGAUCUUCUCAUGUAAUGCCAAACUAUUCAUUUAACUUAAGGGUGCAGUUAAACCUUUAGGAAUUUAUUUAGGAGCAUAUUAUCCUUUAAUAUCGGCCAAGAAAUGAAUCAUCUUUCUCUUACUCUGUAAUUAAACUUUUUUGUUGGAAAAAAGUUUAACUUAAUUUCAAAUUCAAAUUUCAACAAUAUAAUCAGAAUUUGAAAAUGUAAUUUAAAAUUUCUGGCACUAUUUGCUGGAAGUAGUAUCUAGCACAAACCACAUUAGGCAUGUGUAUUCCUGACCGGAUUUAAAUUCCAGAGAAACCCUUUUACAGUUCAUGUUUUGGUGACCUGAUUGUUUUUCUUUUCUUUACUGAUGAUGAUUAAAUUUAAUUCAACAUGUUUUACAUUCUCAGGAAAGUUAUGAUAGCUGGUUUUAAAUUCUACCUGUAAAGCCCCUACAGUGUCAACGUCAGUGGGCUUUUGUCUCCUUUUAUCACCACUAUUUAACCAUGUGGGGUGUUUGCUUUUUGUCGUUACAUCCUGGUUAUGUGUUGAGCAGGUCGAUUUCAGUUAUAUUAAUUAUUAUUACAUGUUAAAGUGAAGCACAUGCAGUAUUUAAGAUAGCGGUUCUUUGGAUAAAACAUUCCAAAAUCAAUGUUGUAUAGGUUUAAAGUGACCGAAAACCAAAAUGCUUGCAGGCUGGAUCUUACAGUAAAUAUUACUAAUCUUUGUUGUUGGUGGUCAUAGCAUUGUAUGAAGUGAUGGAUGUUUCCCCCCUUUGGCAAAUUCUUCCACUAAACCCUACAUGUAAAUGCUUAAAUGGCUACAUGUUUCUGAAGCUCUGGAUUUCAGGCCUUAGUGUGUCAUUUUGUGGCUGUUGGUGUUAUUCCAUGAGUAGGUGUAAUAUGAUAUUUAUAUAAAAGAAAAUAGAAUAUAAAAUUCAAGCCAAUUAUUUCUUUAUGAAGUGAAUUGAAAGAGAGAAUAUUUGUGCAUAGCCCUCAUGAGGCCUAACGUGUUCAGUCAGAGACAGUGUCAAGUUGAUUUCAGUGAAAAGGUUUUUUUGCCUCAUGUCACUUUGACUCUUCAAGAUUCAGUAGAUGGUUAUUACAGUAAUACAGUAUUAGACUUGAAACAGAUGUGAAGAUACGUGUCUGAAUGCUCGUUAUUUCAAAACCUGUGAGUCGUCUCGUCUGAUUGUGAUGAUGUGGUAUUCAAUAGGCUGUUUGUUGUUUUCCUUUUUAGUUGUUUUCUUUUUUGUACCAACCUUUACUUUUUUCUGUGUUUCGGAUGAUGUGUGGAGUGACUGUGACGCACAUGUUCGUUGUGUCUUUCCAUGGCUGUGGGUAACUGAUUUUUUUUAUUGAAAUUUUUUGAAAAUCUUAAGUAACGUUUGCACUGGGUUACCUGUUGACAUCAGUGCAAACUUAAUUCACAGUGAAUCACAGUGGAGCAAUACUAAAAUAAAUAUAUUAAACAGUAGAACCAUUAGGAUUAAGUGGGGUCCUGUUGUGCAGGCUUCAAAUAUAGACAGAAAUAUUAACAAUCAUAACAGAAAAGUGUUAUGAAUUGAAAAGUGGUCCUGUUUCCAAGCUGGAACACCACUAGUAUAAUUUUACAAUCGCAUAACAUUUUCACCAGCAGAUGCACAUACAGUAGUUAUAAAGUAUAACCCUGUAAACUGUACCACUCACAUGCUCAUCUGUUAGUAAAUGCACAAAGUUUCGCUGAUCAGAUCUAUAAAUUAAGUGUAAAGUUAUGCACAAAGAUGAACAAAGAAGCUACUUUUCUCCGCGGCAGUAGUAAGUUACCAUGGUGAGUUUCAGAUCAGUCCAGACUUUCUGCCACAUGUACAUACAACACAGUUAAUGUGAAAUUACAGCUGUAUAGUUAUCGUGUAGCAGGAACCUCAGUGCAUUGGAGCUAAUUCUCUACAUCUCAUGUCGCUGUAUCAAAGCUUCUGAAAGCCAUCUCCCAUUAACUUCCCCAUAUCCCCACUUGUGCUGUACGUUGUUUGAUAUGUAUUAUCAUGUACUAUAUCAUAAGUAGAUAUAAAUAUAUAAUAACUUGAGGUGAGGUAAAUAUUUGCCAUGGAUAAACACAUUCAGUAGGAACAUGCUCUAAUUAGGUGAAUGAAACAUCUGAGGAGGCUGUGUCUCCAUGAGUGAAGUAAAUGAGGAAUACAUUUUUGUGUAUUACUUUUGUAUUAUUUGGUCUUACCCUAAUAGAUAUUAAACAGUUCUUGUUGCA